Molecule: messenger RNA, 318 nt
Organism: Lathyrus sativus (Indian pea)
Lineage: Eukaryota; Viridiplantae; Streptophyta; Magnoliopsida; Fabales; Fabaceae
Source: the annotation of a GenBank genome assembly
AUGGAGUUGAAGAUGAAGAUAGCUUUGUUAUUUUUAUUCUUGAGUUUGGCCACAAUUACUGAAGCUCGUUUUGAACCAAACUCCCUCAUCACUCAAGUGCUAUCCAAUGGUGUCAAAUCGACAACAUGUGCACCUUGUUGUGAUAAUUGUGGUUGCACAAAAUCAAUACCUCCUCAGUGUCGCUGUACUGAUGUUAAACCAACUUGUCACUCAGCUUGCAAGUCUUGUAGGUGUUUUGAGACAUUACCUUUGAAGUGUGAUUGUCUUGAUAUCACUGACUUUUGUUAUGAACCAUGUACAUCAACUACUAUAGCUUAA